AUGCCUGUUUCCUAUCCAGGCUUGUCAACUGACCAGAGUAUCGCCGACCCUUCUGAGUCCAACCAAGAGCCCAACGACACACUCCCUCCUACCGACGACCAGCUAGGCAGCAACAGUAACAACGGCGUCUUUCAGAACUACGAAGAACAGCUCAGCGCCAUCAGAAGCGACUUUAAGAAGCGCAUUUCCGAUUUACAGAGCAAUCUCGAGCUUGAUAGAGACGUCGCGGAAAUCGGGGUAGAUUCCCAACGACACCGUGAGAAAGAUCGAGAGAAAGUCGAGGAGAUUCAUCACCAUGCCGUUCAAGCCCAAAAGUGCACCGAACAGGCUCUGGAAUACGCGGAAAAGGCCCAGGAACACGCAAAUGCUUCUGUUGAGCUGGUCCAGUUGCUCAUGGAGAGCAUGAGCUCUAGCAAUCUAUCUGUUGGACGCUCUUCUGGCAGUGAUAGACCUUCUAGCAAGCGACUGCGCGAGAACUGA
Messenger RNA from Fusarium graminearum PH-1, 480 nucleotides. RefSeq lists its product as uncharacterized. Lineage: Eukaryota; Fungi; Ascomycota; Sordariomycetes; Hypocreales; Nectriaceae. The transcript has a single exon. Bases 1 to 480 code for a protein of 159 amino acids. The record is from RefSeq and is a predicted model, not a curated record.